Molecule: messenger RNA, 1845 nt
Organism: Parastagonospora nodorum SN15
Lineage: Eukaryota; Fungi; Ascomycota; Dothideomycetes; Pleosporales; Phaeosphaeriaceae
Exons: 4
Coding region: 1-1845 (614 amino acids)
Biological process (GO): monoatomic cation transport; transmembrane transport
Cellular component (GO): membrane
Molecular function (GO): monoatomic cation transmembrane transporter activity
Source: RefSeq, a predicted model, not a curated record
AUGUCAGAGCAGCCUGCAUCCAACGGGCGGCCGCAUCCGCCUCCCAGUCCGCGCUCUGCAAGUCUUCCGCGUCUCACGAAUUCGAAGCUGUUUCUGCCCCUCACCAACGACGCCGCGACCACCAUUUCCACGCGUGGACAGCAUUUGCCGUCGCUGUUUAGUACGCGCCGUCCAUCGACGAUUCGCAGCAAUGAGCGUCGCGGCAGCUUGACCGAUGAGGAGGAAGACUUUGACGCCAUCAAAGCCGGGCUCGCAAUGCCUUAUGAUCGCGACCUGGAGCGCAGAGCCAGCAAUGCAGCGUCCAUCUUGAACACGCCGCAGAUGCGCAGUCAGCAUACAAGUGGUGAGUGGAUUUGGGACGACGGCGGCCACUGGAAACUGGACACUGACAAGAAACAGGGAGAACACGCCAGACGAGAGUACUAUGAGCGAAACAACCAGCUCAUCCAGCACUAUCUCUACAUCGACCGCCUCCUCGACUCCUCUCUGCCGCACAAUCUGAUCCAAGAGUACACGAACCUCGAAUCUGGCGCGGUCAAGAUCCCCACCACCAUCACAGAGGAGUCGUCGGUAACCAGCACCCCAAUAGCCACGCCAGGCGCGCGCACACCAGGCAGUACCACCGAAAACGGAAGCGCGCCUCUGUCGAGUCGCUCAUCUGGCACUUACGGCACGAACAGCUCCAAUGGCGCGCCACAGGCCAAGGUCAAGCGAACUCCGAAGAACCUGUACAAGGUCCCCGAGAACGACGAGAACACGCCUCUGCUGGCACAUGAUAAUGCUCUGGAAGACGAAGAGGAAGAGCUCUCCAACCCAAAGUUGAAGGAGUGGGUGCCCGAGGAGGAUGAAGACACGGAGAGCCCCAUCGUCAAGCUGGCGCUCUACGUCAAUCUUGCUGCCAACACCGCACUCCUAAUACUCAAGAUUAUCGUGGCCGUCAUGACAUCGUCUCUUUCCGUCGUCGCGAGUUUGGUCGAUGCAGCUCUGGACUUCCUCAGUACCGCCAUCAUCUGGGUCACGUCCUGGAUGAUUGCCCGGCAAGACCGCCACGCUUAUCCUGUCGGUCGUCGGCGUCUCGAGCCCAUUGGUGUGCUGGUCUUCUCCGUCAUCAUGAUUACUUCCUUCACCCAAGUCGGCAUUGAGGGUAUUUCUCGGCUAUCUGGCCCAGAUCGCUCUAUUGUCCAGCUCACCAUCCCCGCUGUAGCAAUCAUGGCCUCCACAGUUGUGAUCAAAGGACUCUGCUGGCUUUGGUGCCGUCUCAUCCGCAACUCCUCGGUCCAAGCUCUUGCACAAGAUGCGAUGACCGACGUUGUUUUCAACACCUUCUCCAUUCUGUUCCCGCUUGUUGGCUACUUUGCGAAGGUUUGGUGGCUUGACGCGCUUGGCGGUAUCCUACUAUCAGCCUAUGUCAUCAUCAACUGGAGCCACACAUCGGCAGAGCACAUCCGCAACCUCGCAGGCGCAAGUGCAACCGCCGACGAGCGCAACAUUCUGCUGUACAUGACGAUGCGCUUCGCAAAGAGUAUCAAGCGUAUUCAGGGACUUCAAGCUUAUCAUGCGGGCGACAAGCUGAAUGUGGAGGUUGAUAUCGUGGUAGAUGAGCAUUUGCCGCUCAGGGACAGCCAUGACCUUGGAGAGUCCCUGCAAUAUGUCCUCGGUAAAGAGCGUACCUUAUGUCGACCGUGCGUUUGUACACAUCGAUUACACCGACUACAACUUUCCUACUCAUAUGUCACAGCAGGAAUAGCUGGUAGAACAUUACCUUGUCGACUCUGUAUUAUACUUAUCCGCCGCUUCUACGCUUUCGCCUCUGCUGCAUUGACGGGUCUCGAGAUUGCGUCCUGA